AUGGACGGAGCGGGCUCCUUUGGCGCUGGAAGAGCUGGAGGUGCUUUCGACCCUAUUGCCUUUAUUCAACAACCCCAGACCAUCCUCAGAAUAUUAUCGUGGAUCUUCUCCAUGGUUGUGUUUGGAUCCAUAGUGAACGAAGGCUAUGUCAACAGCGGGAGCGAAAGGCUGCACUGCGUUUUCAACAAAAACUAUGAUGCCUGCAACUACGCCAUCACCAUCGGGCUAAUAGCAUUUCUUGCAUGCAUCUUUUUCUUUGUAAUGGAUAUGAAGUUUCAGCAGAUCAGCAGCGUGAAAGACAGAAAAAAAGCAAUCAUGCUUGAGAUCGGUUUCUCAGGUUUCUGGACAUUCCUAUGGUUUGUUGGUUUCUGCUUCCUGGCUAACCAGUGGCAGCGCACCACUCCAGAUGAGAUACCCUUGAACCAAGGAGCUGAUGCUGCCAGAGCUGCCAUUGCUUUCUCUUUCUUCUCCAUCAUUACCUGGGCUGGCCUGACUGUAAGAGCUGUACAGAAGUAUCUUUUGGGAACAGACAUGACGCUCUUCGUCUCAGACCACCUCGACAGCAGCACAACCAUACAGCCGUACCCCACCGCCCCGGGCGGAGAAACCGCUGACGCGUACCAGAGCCCACCUUUCACUGAAAACGCAGACUCCACCACCACUGCCCCCACCUAUCAGGUGCCAAUCUACUGA
This is a messenger RNA of Chanos chanos (milkfish), 693 nucleotides long. It is a transcript of the gene syngr3a, whose product is annotated as synaptogyrin 3a. Gene Ontology annotation, cellular component: neuromuscular junction; synaptic vesicle membrane. The transcript has 4 exons. The record is from RefSeq and is a predicted model, not a curated record. Bases 1 to 693 code for a protein of 230 amino acids. NCBI's taxonomy places the organism in Eukaryota, Metazoa, Chordata, Actinopteri, Gonorynchiformes, Chanidae.